Messenger RNA from Eruca vesicaria subsp. sativa (arugula), 2781 nucleotides. The record is from the annotation of a GenBank genome assembly. NCBI's taxonomy places the organism in Eukaryota, Viridiplantae, Streptophyta, Magnoliopsida, Brassicales, Brassicaceae.
CUUUCUGUGUUAAGAGCUUGAAGCUGAAGAAAAGCUAUUUAAUUUUGUUUUCCGUCGGAGAUUACAAGGAAGUGCGGUGAAAACCUCCACACUACAACUACUUAGACGAGACUUGUUUUGUCUCGUCUAACCGUCAAUAACUGUUGUAUAUGGAACUAGACGAUUUGGAUCUCGGCAGUUCCUGGCCGUUGGAUCAGAUCUCUUUUGCUUCUAAUUACAGGUUCCCUUCUUCAGAACAACAACCUUUCUCUCCUCUCUGGUCUUUCUCCCCCGGAGAUGCUGCCUGUGAACUUCCCUCAGCAGCUCCCACUUGCUUCACCGAUUAUUCUCUCUUACUUGCAAGUUCGGAGUCCGAAACUGCCACCACAAAGGACAAUCAUCAGCCGCUUCCUUCACCCUCAUGGCCGUUGGAGAAUCCAGACACUUACUGUGCCAUCAAAGCCAAGAUGACUCAAGCUCUUCGCUUCUUCAAAGAAUCAACCGGUCAACAACACCUCCUAGCUCAGGUUUGGGCGCCUGUGAAAAACCGUAACGGACGAUAUCUUCUCACAACCUCGGGACAGCCUUUUGUUCUUGGUCCCAAUAGUAACGGUCUUAACCAGUACAGGAUGGUUUCUCUCACCUACAUGUUUUCCCUUGAUAGUGAACGCGAGGGGGAGCUUGGGCUCCCCGGCCGCGUUUUCAGGAAGAAGUUACCUGAGUGGACACCUAAUGUUCAGUAUUACUCUAGUAAAGAGUUCUCACGGCUGGGUCAUGCUCUGCAUUAUAAUGUUCAGGGGACUUUGGCUUUGCCUGUUUUUGAACCUUCUCGGCAGCUCUGUGUUGGGGUUGUUGAGCUUAUUAUGACUUCUCCUAAGAUUAACUAUGCACCUGAGGUUGAAAAAGUUUGUAAAGCCCUUGAGGCUGUGAAUCUGAAGACUUCGGAAAUACUGAAUCACGAAUCUACUCAGAUUUGCAACGAGGGUCGUCAAAAUGCAUUGGCUGAGAUAUUGGAGAUACUGACUGUGGUGUGCGAGACCUACAAGCUGCCUUUAGCUCAGACAUGGGUCCCUUGCAGGCACCGUAGUGUUCUAGCAUUUGGUGGUGGUUUUAAGAAAAGCUGUUCCAGCUUCGACGGAAGCUGUAUGGGGAAAGUCUGCAUGUCCACUAGUGAUUUAGCAGUUUAUGUUGUGGACGCUCAUGUUUGGGGUUUCAGAGACGCUUGUGCUGAACACCAUCUCCAGAAGGGACAAGGUGUUGCUGGAAGGGCUUUUCUUUCUGGAAACCUCUGUUUUUGUAGAGAUGUUACUCGCUUCUGCAAAACUGAUUACCCGUUAGUACACUAUGCACGCAUGUUCAAGCUCACUAGCUGUUUCGCUGUUUGCUUGAAGAGUACUUAUACGGGAGACGAUGAGUAUGUUCUUGAGUUCUUUCUACCUCCAACCAUCACCGACAAGGGUGAGCAAGAUUCUCUGUUGGGUUCUCUGUUUCAGACAAUGAAGCAGCACUAUUCGAGUCUCAAGGUGGUUUCUGGAACUGAAAAUGAGAUGUCUAUUGAACUGGUAGAAGCUUCAGAGGACGGAAUGGUUUACUCAAAACUUGAACCAAUCCAUAUACCAAUCUCUAAGGAUUAUCUCCAGCUCAACGCACCUGAGCAGAACCUGACCUUAAACCCUGACCCUGUGGAGGACAACGAAGUUGCUAAUGGGUUUGAGAGGUUUCAAACGCUUAAUCCUUCACCGGAAGCCAAAACUGAGAAGAAAUCAGAAAGAAAGCGAGGGAAGACAGAGAAAACGAUCAGUCUAGAAGUGCUUCAGCAAUAUUUUGCUGGUAGUCUAAAAGAUGCAGCCAAGAGCCUUGGUGUUUGUCCAACAACAAUGAAACGCAUUUGCAGGCAACACGGGAUCUCUCGGUGGCCAUCUCGUAAAAUCAACAAGGUGAACCGAUCUCUCACGAGGCUUAAACAUGUUAUAGACUCCGUUCAAGGCGCUGAUGGAACAAUCAACUUAACAUGGCCUCACCAAGUCUCUCCAAUGGACAACCAACCACCACCAGCAACCACUAGAUCGCCAACAAGUUAUUUCCAAGAUAUCAAACUUGAAAACCGAGAUGCGGAAGACAGUGCUGGUUCAUCAACGUCACGUGCUUCUUGCAAAGUGAGUCCUAUUAGCGAGACGCGUUUUCGGCUUAUGACACAAAACCAAGAAGCAUUCAAACAAACGGCCUUUGACGAGUCAGACAGUACCUCUAAAAACAUAAUAGCUAAUAACUUUUGGACCUCCCAAGACACAACAACACUCCACAAUAAGUUGGUGAGCAUAAAGGCAACGUACAGAGAAGACAACAUCAGGUUUAAGAUCUCACCAGAGUCAGUAAGCAUCGCUGAACUUAAGCAGCAAGUGGCUAAGAGGCUGAAACUAGAAACUGCGGCGUUUGAGCUCAAGUAUCUAGACGAUGACAACGAAUGGGUCUCGGUCUCGUGUGAUGCUGAUCUCAGCGAGUGUCUCGACACGUCAUCUGUUGUAACCGCAGCGAAGGGGAACACGCUGAGGCUAUCAGUUCAUGAUGUGACUCCCAACUUUGGGAGCUCAUGCGAAAGCUCAGAGGAAACUAUGAUGUGCUUGUGACCCAGUGCUCUUUAUUCACUUGUACACCAAAUUUCUUGUAUGGAUUGAUCAGAGUUUUGUUUUGCCUUUUGUUUUUUUCGAGGAGUUUUAGUGUUAAAUUUUCAAAAUGUAUAAAGAACACUUCUCCGCAUCAAUAGAUGUUGAUUGGAAUGAAAAAAAUUAAACUAUAUUUACC